Messenger RNA from Haliotis rufescens (red abalone), 1815 nucleotides. RefSeq lists its product as uncharacterized. NCBI's taxonomy places the organism in Eukaryota, Metazoa, Mollusca, Gastropoda, Lepetellida, Haliotidae. The transcript has 3 exons. The record is from RefSeq and is a predicted model, not a curated record. The coding region runs from base 192 to 1802 and encodes 536 amino acids. Gene Ontology annotation, cellular component: nucleoplasm; chromatin. Gene Ontology annotation, biological process: positive regulation of DNA-templated transcription. Gene Ontology annotation, molecular function: protein binding; zinc ion binding; ubiquitin-protein transferase activity.
GUCUUGCCCCACAAGAAACAACCGCCAAUCACACAAUUUUCAUGAAAAGAUGUUUGUUGCCCGACACCCACAGCAAUACUUGGUUAGUACCCGGAUGGAUAAUCAAACAUUGACAGUGACUCAGUUGUUUACGAUCACCACUUGUUUGUUUAUUCCGUGGACGAUGCUCUGGUCACCCUGAUGGAACCGGAAUGAUGAAUGGACUGGUCAUUUAUUAUAAGAUGGCAGCCGCCAGAAAGCUGGAGAGUCUGAAUGAGAACUUCUUGACCUGUUCCAUAUGUACGGAUGGAUACAAAGACCCCUGUACUCUGACCUGUGGACACACCUUCUGUAAGGUCUGCCUAUGGAAAUUCCUGAAGACCAGACAAGACGCCAUCAGGGCCAAGUCCAUCCUUUGUCCCUACUGUCGUCAGAUGACCCAAGUUCCCAGGCCUGACAGACCAGUGGAGGAGUGGGUGAAACAGAUCAAGCCCAGUUUCCUCAUACAGGGACUUCUGGACACUCUAGCCUGUGGGGGAAAUACUGAUCAUGGUUUAUCCAUGACUUGUUCAGAUACAGAAAACCGCUGCCACCCCUGCCAGGAUCUUGGAGAAAGUCAUCCGGCCAACUCCUACUGUCAAGACUGUGAUGUGCCACUCUGUGAGAGAUGUGUGAAGAUGCAUGCAUCUCUUCCUGGUACGUCAAACCACGUAAUUGCUGACCUUGGUGGAUCAGUGAAGGUCACUAGACGACAGAGGUGCACGGAACACAACGAAGUCACGGAAUUCUGCUGCAAAGACUGUAAUAUAGCAAUAUGCAACAAGUGUUCUGUCACAUACCACAGGAAAUGCGACUCUGUGGUCACUAUUCAGUCUAUGAUGUCUGAGAUGAGAAAUGCUCUUGCACACAAUAAGGGAUUGAUUACACAGAGCUUUGACGACACGGGCAGAUCACUUCAACAACACAAAUCACAGAUUGAUGAGAUCAGCCACAACAAAGACACAAUAAAGUCACACAAGACAGUCGGCAUCAAGGUCGAUGGCGACAGGAAGCAACCGUAUCCAUAUGACGUCACAGUCCUGGUUGUGGAUGGUGAGGAGACACUGGUGGUCAGUGACUGCAACAAUAAAUGUCUGAAAUCCUUCUACACAAAGAAUAACAAAUCACGACACAGUAAACUGGAUCUUGCAAGUAACAAAAGCUCUGUGACGAGGCUGAGGGACAACCAGGUGGCUGUAUCAGUCUGGUCACACAAUGAGAUUGUAAUAGUACGGGUGACCCCUGACCUUGUACUACAGUCACGUGUCACAACAAAGAAGAAGUACAGAUGCCUAACAGCCUUGAGUCCUUCAACAUUAGCAGCAGGUUGUAGGUGUCCUCCCUGUGUUGACAUCCUGGAUAUAUCGGGGAUAGUGAUGAGGUCAGUCAGUAGAUUCAACACUGGGAAGAACCUGAUAUGUAACCCCUGCUACCUCUGUGCUACAGACAGGGGCAACAUCCUGGUGUCAGAUGCUUGUUCACACUCUGUCUACUGUAUCACACCAGAGGGCGAUGUUGUGUUCACCUACACCCCUACAGGAGAGAGGAGACUGCGAGGACCACGAGGCAUCACAAAUACCAGCACAGGACACAUCCUGGUGGCGGACACCCGGGCACACAGGGUGGUACUACUGACACCAACGGGGGAGUUUGUCAGAGACCUACUGACGUCACAGGAUGGACUACAGAAUCCAUGCGGCUUGAUGUUCUGUGACUGUAAACUGUAUGUGGCGGAAUACAGAGCAGAUGCUGUGAAGGAAUUCAACUGCAGUAUUCCCCAGUGAGACGCCAGGAAGC